UAUCUUGGGCCGAGUGUUUGUCCAGCCUGCCCGCCUGGCUGGGUCUCAGCCCGUCCUCCCUUCUCUUUCUGGAGAGCUGCUGGAGGCAAUCGGAAGGUGGCAGGUGCUUGGGACACUUGCUUGGGGUCCUGAGCAGGUUUGUCUACUGAAGGGCCUGUACAGAAGAAACCACUCUGCUGAGUUUCUGUCCCAGCGGGUCACUGUUGCUGGGACAUUCCAGCCUCUGGGACGGUCUGGGGAGGUGUCCCAGCACCACGCGGCUGCUGGGAGCGUACUUGCAAGACGUUUUCUGAAGCUUUUGCUACAGGUGGAGAAGUUCUUGUGAUCAGCAAACAUGCUGAGACAGAUACUGUCAGAUAUGUUCAUAGACCCCGACCUGCUGGCAGAGCUCAGCGAAGAGCAGAAACAGAUCUUGUUCUACAAGAUGAGGGAGGAACAGAUCCGACGGUGGAAAGAAAGAGAAGCAGCCAUGGAAAGAAAGGAGUCCUUGCCAGUGAAACCCAGACCAAAGAAAGAGAAUGGCAAAUCUGUGCAUUGGAAGCUGGGUGCUGAUAAGCAGGUGUGGGUUUGGGUGAUGGGCGAACACCAUCUAGACAAACCCUACGACGUGCUGUGUGAUGAGAUCCUUGCUGAGAGGGCGCAUCUGAGAGCACUGCAGGACUCAGAGCUCAGGAAAGCUCAGGCUGCAGAAUCCGCCAAUAGCUUGGGAACUAAGUCACAGAGCUGUGGUCAGCAAGCACUAACAAAGCUGGGGCCUCAGAAUGUCACCCGGAAGGCAGCUGCAGAGGAGGGGCCAGGGCAAGGACCCAGAGCAACACCAACCAAGAAUGAAGACAGAGCCCAUACUAAAGAACCCGUGAAGAAAAAAGAAGACGAAGAGGUGAAACAAACAGAGGAUGAGAAAACCAAGCAGAUAUACAAGAACUGGAAGGAGGAUUCCGAAUGGCAGGCGUCCCUGCGAAAAUCCAAGGCAGCUGAUGAGAAGCGACGCUCCUUAGCUAAGCAAGCACGGGAAGACUACAAGAGGCUAUCCCAAAGAGGCAGGAGCGGAGACGGGCUGCUGAACCCUCUGGCUGGUCCACAGAAGCCCAGAAGACCUCCUCUUCCCCCGAAGCCCCAGUUCCUGCACCCUCCGAAGUCCUUAGGGAAUCAGGGAGUGGUAAGCACAGAGUCCAGCUCCACCCAGGAGGACAUCAUCCAAUGGUUCAGAGAGGAGCAGCUGCCAUUUCGUGCCGGUUACCAGAAAAACACCGACACCAUUGCUCCCUGGUUCCAUGGGAUUCUCACACUAAAGAAAGCAAAUGAACUUCUGAGCACAGGUGUGCCGGGAAGUUUUCUGAUCCGAGUCAGUGAAAAGAUCAAGGGCUAUGCCCUGUCCUACCUGUCUGAGGAGGGCUGCAAACACUUCCUCAUAGACGCCUCUGCCAACUCUUACAGCUUCCUGGGUGUGGACCAGCUGCAGCACGCCACCCUGGCAGAUUUGGUGGAAUAUCACAAGGAAGAGCCCAUAACUUCCCUGGGGAAGGAACUCCUGAUGUACCCCUGUGGUCAGCAAGACAAGCUACCUGACUACCUGGAGCUCUUUGAGUGACAGCUCUCGUCAAGAUCAGCCUUCAGCCAGGUUUUCCUCUGGACAGACACCUUUGAGGUGGACAGCUGCCCGUGAUGCCAAAAUCACUCUGUGAGAAGCCAACAGUGAACAAUGCCUGUGAGGUCUGAACUGAAACCUCGAGUCUGCAUGAACGCUGAAGUUCAAGUCAAGGGGAUGUGACCUCUCCCCAUCCUCAUUCUGAAAGGAAAAGGGAGAAGCGUACCCAUUUCAACAACAUCCUACUAUGAAGCAUAGGACCUUGAAGGAUAUGACCAUCAUGUUGUAUAUAAGAUAAAAUAACAAGGGUAAAUUGAAGUGUUUUUAGCAGUUAAUAUGUUACUCUUUAAAAAAACAAAAGAGUGAACUGUUUAUGAUCUACAUGCUCCCUCUUUUGUAUUCCAUCAAAGGUCUCAGUUACCUACUUAUAUGAACUUCCAUCCUGGCUUUAGAGUGCUGGAAAAAACAUCUUCUCUCUCUGGGCUGAGAGUACACUCAAAAGACAACCAUUUCUGUAUGUGCUGGAGCCAGGAUUUAGGAGACAGAAAAGCAAGUCCCAAUUGGGAAUUAAAAGAGAAGUUUUAACACCUGGGAUGAGAGACUUACCAUGUACAAAACAACAACAAUGGAAAACAACACACAUGGUAACAGUAGGGAACCACAUUUUAUAGCUUGUUCCUCAUUUUUCUUUGCCUCCCUUACCUUUAUCUGUGAGUAAAAGAUGCUGUGAUGGCUAUGUAAGGAGUCAUGUAUUCAUGCUGCAAAGAGAAGAACAGGGUGAGUGGUUUGGAUACCACCUAAUGAGAGUUGCAUUGUGUCCCAAGCCAGAGAUACAUGAAGUACUGACCUCCCUGUACAUGGGUGUGAUCUGAUAUAAAAGUCAUGUCUUUGUGGUUAAGAUAAGUAGGGUAGCCCUGACUCUAAAGACUGGCAUCUGUACAAGGAAGAGGGAUUUAGAAAUAGACACACAGAAAGAUGAAGGCUGAGAGACCACAGAAACAGAAUGAGUGAUGAUGUAGCUGUGAUCAAGUGAUGCCAAGAACUGUGGAAGACAAGAGUACUCAGGGUAGAUUCUCCCUGAAACUCUAGAAGAAAAACACGUGGCCUUGCUUCUCUUGCUUGCGCCAUUAUUUCAGCCUUCUGGCCUUUAGAACUGUGAGAUAAUACAUGUCAAAGUCCCUGACUAUCUGGUAACUUUUUACAGCACUCUCAGAAAGCUAGUGUAAGAGUUUGUGUAAUCACGGAUGCCACACACGUUUCAUGGACUUGUUUCUUGUUACAGUCUGCACCCUCACAAUGAAAUAAAACUUGGAGAUGCGAAGAACAUUCCAAGUAAUGCUGUCUAGGUUGGGGACACAGAUUUAUUCAGUCAGGAAUCUCUGGCCCUGCGUCAUCCUUAACUCAAAUGUCCAGCCAUCCUUAGCUCAGAUCAAUGAGGUGGGGCCAACCUUGGGAUGAUGGGUGACCAAGGAGUCUGUGAGUUAUGUACUGUCAUUUUUCCUGGGAGGGAGGAACUUUACCCACAGCUAAGCCUAUCUGUGCUAGCUUUCUUUUAACUUGUCUUUUAACCAAAAUAGAAUGGUUCUAUAGUUGUUGUUGUGUGCAUCAGUCAAAUGCACAAUAUGCCAAUGUAGAGGCUGAUGUGCACUCCAAUGAGAAACUUUGAAAUUCAGAUUAUAGUCAACUGUUUCUUGAAA
Messenger RNA from Mesocricetus auratus (golden hamster), 3285 nucleotides. RefSeq names its product SH2 domain containing 4A (gene Sh2d4a). NCBI's taxonomy places the organism in Eukaryota, Metazoa, Chordata, Mammalia, Rodentia, Cricetidae. Gene Ontology annotation, molecular function: phosphatase binding. The record is from RefSeq and is a predicted model, not a curated record. Gene Ontology annotation, cellular component: cytoplasm.